AUUUACUCCUUACUUACGAAAAAUGGCGCUGACGAAUAACGUCCGGUCGAUAAAAGAAAAACUGAAAUUUACAAUGCAUAUGACUAAUUAACUGAUUGUCAUGUACUGAAUCACAGAAAUUUCGAGACAAGUUUAUUUUUUCUACAAGUAUUCAACAUUUUAUCCAUUUGGAGUGGACGGAAUUAUUUGAAAAAAACAAAAGACCUUACAAUGGCAGUCACGCCGACAGGAAAAGGCACGUCCUACCAGUACGACUCUCAAGGUAGUUUUGACUGGAAUGAAUAUCUGAAGGAGAAUGAUUGUAUACCUGCUCCACAGUCUUGUUUCAAACAGUCUGUGGAUCCACCAGUGAAUGAAUUCAAAAUGAACCAGAAGAUAGAGGCGGUGGACCCGCGGAAUCUGACCUCGAUCUGUGUGGCGACCGUGGUGGGGAUGAUCGGGCCGCGGAUACGACUGAGGCUGGAUGGGAGUGACAACACGAAUGAUUUCUGGAGGCUCGUAGAUUCUUCUGAUCUUCAUCCUGUGGGAUACUGUGAAAAGACAGGGAAACUUCUACAGCCUCCCCUAGGUUUUUGCAAGAACCCAACACUGUGGCCAUCAUUUCUACAGAAGACAUUACUAGGGGCUGAGAGAGCUCCAGAAAACUGCUUCAAGAAAGAGCCCUCCACCCCCAAAACAAAUGACUUCAAAGUAGGCAUGAAGCUAGAGGCAGUAGACAGGAAGAACCCACAGUUAAUCUGCCCCGCCACAAUCGGGGCGGUGAAAGGGGAGGAGGUCCACGUCACAUUUGAUGGAUGGCGGGGGGCUUUUGAUUACUGGACCAAGCGGGAUUCCCGGGAUCUGUUCCCAGUGGGAUGGUGUUCUACGAGUGGCCAUCCACUGCAACCUCCAGGGCAGAAAGGUACCCCACAGGUGAAGAGUAAAUCCCGUGAGCCCUCAGUGUCCCAGUCCGCCCACUCCCCGGGGAAUCAGAGCAGCACCUCCAAAUCCUCCACCUCCUCCUCCGGUCCCACCAGUCCGAACCUCCCCCACGACAGAUCUGUGUCCCCCCUCCAGGCCGAAUUCCCCGUGGUCACUGUCACCGAGCCAGAUACCAGCUCCUCCACCACAGCUACAGAUAAAGUGACAAUAUAUGUGAAUCACAACUGUAGCUGUGGUAUCUUAUUAAAUCCAAGGAAGAUAGAACAGCUUCCCAAUCAGUUUGGCCCCGGUCCCUAUCAGAAGGUUCUAAGGGAGGUCAUCCAGGCAUGUGUGGAUUGUGCAAACCAUGAAAAACAGGUCUACAACUUUAUCCAGGAUGGCAAUGGCAAAAUAGUCAUUACAGCAAACCAAGGCAAUAAGACCCACACAAAGAGACUGCCCCCUAUUGACAAGGUGUCGGACGUCUGGCGGUUUCUGGAGAAGUCCCUGGAGGAGCUGGGAUGUUGUGAGAAUCUCUUCUCUAGUCAGCCAUUACAUGGAUACUGUGCCCAGUGUAACAAGGAGAAGAAGACAGGUAGUGAUUUUAAGAAGCCCCUUGAGUCAGAAGAAUAUGAAAACAGAACGUCCAUCAACAGAGCUCUAAAGAGAAGGUGGUCCACAGACUCUGUAGAAAACCAGUCCCUGAAGGCUCAGCAAAAAAUCAGGAGGUUCUCAGCUUAUGAUUCCGCCGAAGCGAGUUCUACUACAGACAGCCGGCCCCCUCGUAAGCUGUCCGCUGACCCCAAUGACUGGACGAUAGAUGAUGUUGUCCAGUAUAUCUCGGAAGUGGACUCCACUCUGGCUUCCCACUCAGAAGUGUUCAGGAAACAUGAAAUUGAUGGAGGAGCCUUCAUGCUGUUAAAUAGUGACAUGAUGAUGAAAUAUCUGGGAUUGAAGCUGGGACCAGUUCUAAAACUCAGCAACAUCAUAGAAAAGCUGAAGGGAAAGAAGACUUCUCACUAGUCAAGAGUUCCAACACACACCAGAGAAAAGAUCAUCAGAAAGAAAAAUUCCCACUAGUCCAAGAUUCCAGGCCACCAGAAGAUGUUCUGAAAAAUGUGUACCAUCAUGAUAUGUAAUUUGUGUUAAGUGUUCUCGAAAAUAUGUGACGUCAUGACAUGUAAUUUGUGUAAAAGGUGUGACGUCAUGAUUUAUAAUUUGUGUAAUACAUGUAUGUGUAAUUUUCUGUGGUCAUCUUUUUUUUGUUAUAUAAAAUGAGGCAUGUACAAACUGUAUGUAAUUUUGUGAUAAAAACUGACAAAGAACAAUUUGUUGUUCAAAGUAUUCAUUAGUUAUACUAGUGUCUGUACAUAAAAGCUUUUCAUUUCAUGUAUUUAUGCACAUCCUUCAUGUAUCCAUUAUUUUGAUUUGUGUAAUGUAACAUUAUUACUGUUAAUAAGAAAAAAAUGACCAAACUAAUACUUUACAAUCAAAUCUUAAAAAAAAAGCUGAAGUGUGAAAUACAUUUUUCAGAUAUUUUGAAUAUUAGUUUUGUUAUUUGCAACCUUGAAUUUUUUUUUCAGCUGUUUAAUGCUUUUACAAGCAUAAAUAAAAUAUUGUUCUCAAAUUUCUAUGCAUAUUACUUCUAGAACAAUCAUGUUUUAUGAUACGUACAUUAUUGCAUUUAAAAUUUAUUUUGCUAAAGUUUGAUAUCAGUGUAGUGUUAUUUCCCCCCAAUCAUGCAUUUCAUUAUUAUCAUCAAAGUCACUUGAACUUUUCAUUGAGGAUUCAUUUUUAUUGUUAUUGUUAAGGUAAUAUAUGAUAGUGAUGGUGAACAAAACUUGUUAAUUGAACUUGUUAAGGUUUGUUUAAUACCUAAAAUGUGCACGUCUUUUUGACGCUUUAUUGUUAAAACUUUGUUGUUAAAUUCUGACAGUGCCCAGCUCUUUAGGUACUUUAAAAACACAUUUAAUGAUCAAGUUUUUGUUAUGUCCUGAAAAACAGUCCUUUAUUAUGCAGCAAUUUUAUUUUAUAGAGUCAUCAUGCGUUUCAAAUGCAUAGUGACACAGUAUUUUCCUUUGGAAGGUACAUAUGUGGUGCAAUUUAAUUUUGUUCAAAAUUUGGACAGUUAAAUGAAUUUUUGAAAGGAUGGUGUAAAUAAAUUGCUUUUUGUAAAUAUUGGUUAUUUAAGUUAGUGAUUUUUAAUCUUCUGUCUUUUACUUAAAUUAUUGAUGUACCAUGGCUUGAUGUACUUGUUCUACCAAGUGGAAUGGAGGCUUUAUUUUUUGGUAUCUAAUGUAGCUGAUUUUUAGGUAUUUAGUGGACAACUGAAUAAAAUGUUCUUGUUGAACAGAAUUUCUUGCCCUUCCUAUCUAUUGCUUUGUAAUUAAUGCAAAGUUAUCAACUGCAGAAGUCCUCUGAUAUUCAUUGAUUUUAAUCCGAGGUUUCUUCUCGAUAUUGGAUGAAUGGAUACCUUCAUGUAUAUAAACUGUAUACCAACAUUGUACAUAAAAUGUACAAUACUAGAUUUUUUUUCUUUAGUUUCUUUUUUUUUCCAUUCAGGGUUAAUUACUUAGAUUUAAAAUGAGAAAUUUUGCUGAUGUCAUUAUAUGCACAUAUUUAGCAUAAGGAUAUUUGCAAGUCCUCUGUGUGUGGUAAUUUAAUUUAUUAUGUACGGGUAAUGAGGGAUAUCUUUAAUUUUGACUUUUUUUUUUUGGCAGUUUAUGAUGUAUAUUACUCACAUAGUAAAAAAGUCUGUGGAAAUUAUUAGAUGAUAAUAAUUUCCAAAUGUAAAAUUAAUACAAGUUUUAUAAAUAAACUUAGGUAAUAUAAUAUACAUGUACAUACAUGAAAAACUGUACUUUGUUUAUAAAGUAUUUGAAACGAUGAUUAUAAUGCAAACUUGAAACAAGUAAAUUGAAAUUUUCGACCCUGAGUUAUAGCUCUACUCUUUAUCCAACACUUAUUAAUAUGUACACCUGUAUUUUUGAAGAAGAAGGAAAAAAUAUGAAAUUGAAAUUUGCUAAAAUGUCAUUCUUCUCUCUCUCUCUCUUUUGAUAAAAAUCUGACAGUGUGUUAAUUUACUAUAUUGUUUUAAAAUUUCAUUAACAUGUUAUUCUGUUUUGAUGAAAAACAAUCAUACAUAUGAUUUUUAUAGCUUUUUUGUGAGGGUUAUAUAUCUCAAACUAGGAAACAUCAUUAUUUGUAUAACAAUUAAGUGAUCAUUGAAUCUUCAAGCAUAAGAAUGUUUAUUAUUCAGGGCUAAAAGCUUGCAGUUAUAAUAUUUUGAAAAGAAUAUGUAUUUGAUUCUAAAAUUUCCGUUUAAAUUUUAAAUCAAAGAAUAUGUUCAUAAAAGAAUUCAAAAUGUAUUUAUCAAUAUUUAAUAGUGUAUUUAAAAUUAACAUGUUUUUGUAUAGAGAUACACAGAAUUAACAUGAUAAGAAAAAUUAUUUAAUAUUCUAAUAUUUAAAUUAAUAAUGAGACAUUUCAUAUUAUUUUCACAGGAAAUUAGAUGUACUUAAUUUUCAAAAAAGGUUUGAAAAAAGGGAAAAAAUCAAUGAUUCUAUCCUGUACAUUUUGAAGAUCUGUUGUUAGGGACUUAGAAAAUCCAAUAAAAUCAAUGUGGUGCUGA
Messenger RNA from Saccostrea cuccullata (small rock oyster), 4531 nucleotides. RefSeq names its product polycomb protein SCMH1-like. Gene Ontology annotation, biological process: negative regulation of DNA-templated transcription. The record is from RefSeq and is a predicted model, not a curated record. NCBI's taxonomy places the organism in Eukaryota, Metazoa, Mollusca, Bivalvia, Ostreida, Ostreidae. Bases 211 to 1923 code for a protein of 570 amino acids. Gene Ontology annotation, cellular component: nucleus. Gene Ontology annotation, molecular function: chromatin binding; histone binding. The transcript has 11 exons.